Neofelis nebulosa (Clouded leopard) is the source of this 2959-nucleotide messenger RNA. Its product is annotated as pepsin B-like. NCBI's taxonomy places the organism in Eukaryota, Metazoa, Chordata, Mammalia, Carnivora, Felidae. Gene Ontology annotation, molecular function: aspartic-type endopeptidase activity. The coding region runs from base 1644 to 2804 and encodes 386 amino acids. The record is from RefSeq and is a predicted model, not a curated record. The transcript has 9 exons. Gene Ontology annotation, biological process: proteolysis.
CCUCUGUUGGGGCAAGAGCAAAGACAACAGGGCAAAAGCCAGGGUGACGGCGGGAGGACAAAGAGGUAGUUUACUAGCUCAAGAGAAAUCCACUAUAUAAAGAGAAUCUUAACUGUUAUACAAGUCAAUCCUGACUUACUAUCUGGCCUAAAUAAAAACUAUUAGUACCUGAAAUAGAUAUAAUUUCAAACAUUUGCAAAAGCAAAAGAAUAGUAUCACCUCCUCCCCUCCUCUGCCACUACCACCUACCCGUCACCAGCUUCAAUCUCGAACCACUCUUGGCCCAUCUUGUUUCAUGCCCGCUCCUUGACUCCCUCCCUACUGCUACGAGAUUAUGUUGAAGCAGUUCCAAGACCUCCUCUACUACAGAUUCUUUCCUCUUACCCUGAUUCCACUCCCUGAAUCCCCAUCUCAACAUAGCUUGCUACUGAGUGGAGGAAAGAGACUUGGACCCAAGGGAAUAUAAAACAUAAGAGAGGACAAUAAGAGGCACAGGGUGUGUGGCUUAGGGAUCUGGAAAGGUCUCAUGGAGCAGGUAGCUUUAGAGCAGGGCUUUGGAGCACAGGAAUGAUCCUGAUGGGCAGGAAUGACAGGAGGGAAGGGCCCCGAAGGCCAAGGAUGACGGGUACGGAGGCACAUGGUGUGCAUGGGUGCCUUAGGUAGGAGUGGAGGCACAGUGCUCUGCGCUGACUGGGUAGAAAUGUUUUCCUGCUAAUCCAGUGAAGUGUGGUUAUGAGUGAUGGCAUAGUUGAAAUAAUGGUCUUGAAAGACAUUAUAGACUGAAGACAUGUUUGAUAGACAGAACCUUUAAAGAACAGGAAGGAAGGAAGGAAGGAAGGAAGGAAGGAAGGAAGAAAAAGAAAGAAAGAAAGAAAGAAAGAAAGAAAGAAAGAAAGAGAAAGAAAAGAAAGAAGAAAGAAAGAAAGAAAGAAAGAAAGAAAGAAAGAAAGAAAGAAAGAAAGAAAAAGAAAGAAAAGCCUCAGACAUUGGCUUCUGCAACCAGCUUGAAUACCUCUGCUUCUUCGUGGUGUAUGGUUUCUAGCACAAUGCCGGGCACCUAGCCAAACUCACAUGCUUGACUGAUUGUAACAACCCAGUUCUCCUUACUUGUGAGAAACCUGAAAUUUAUUAGAGAUUCACAAGCUAGUUUGAUGGCCUCCAAGACUGGGCCCCUUUAUGCUGAUUUCUAAAGAAGACAGGAGAGGUUUGUUUAUGGGAACUCUCUGAAAAAGAUACAGGUUUGGUCAAGGGUCAGAUUAGGUUACCAUUCUAGUUUGAUAUUGGCAUUAUUUAGAAAACCCUGAUUUGAUUUUUAAGGAUGUCAGCCACUCCUUGUUUCUCUCUUUCUUUCCAUCAUGGACAUUAGAGAAAGGAACAUAUUUUAAUACGACUUUGCUCAGAAAAGAGAGGAGGUCCUUUGUGAGUGGCUUUCCCCUCCCUCUUUGGUUUGCCUCUUCUCAUUCCCUGGCAAGGGAUUCUUGGAUGCUUUGUCACUGGGAAAAGAGCAGUUUGCCUGCUGGUGCUUCUCUCCAUGGACUUCCCGGAACUAACCUGGUGAUCCUCCUGGCAGAUUUGCUCUUUCGUCCAGAAAGCGACGAAGCGCUGGAUUGACUAUCAGCAAGUCCCAUACGCCUACAAGGGGAAUGUGUGGGUUGGCUAUGAUGAUGUCCUCAGCUUCAGUCACAAGAAUCAUUCUGAAGAAAGGCAAGUCCAUCCGCCAGGUGAUGGAAGAGCGGGGUGUACUACAGACUUUCCUGAAGAACCACCCAAAGGUUGAUCCAGCUGCCAAGUAUCUUUUCAAUAAUGAUGCUGUUGCUUAUGAGCCCUUCACCAACUACCUGAAUUCCUACUACUUUGGAGAGAUCAGCAUUGGGACACCACCACAAAAUUUCCUGGUCCUCUUUGACACGGGUUCAUCCAACCUGUGGGUGCCCUCCACCUACUGCAAGAGCCAGGCCUGUUCCAAUCACAACACGUUCAACCCCAGCAUGUCCUCCACCUACCAAAACAAUGGGCAAACCUAUACACUAUAUUAUGGAAGUGGCAGCCUGACUGUGCUCCUGGGAUAUGACACCGUGACUGUUCAGAACAUCGUCAUCCAUAACCAGGAGUUUGGUCUGAGUGAGAUUGAACCUAGCAACCCCUUCUACUAUGCAAACUUUGAUGGUAUCCUGGGAAUGGCCUACCCCAACCUGGCAGUGGGGAAUAGCCCAACAGUCAUGGAGAGCAUGAUGCAGCAGGGCCAGCUCACCAAGCCCAUCUUCAGCUUCUACUUCUCUCGCCAACCAACCUAUGAGUAUGGUGGAGAGCUCAUCCUGGGAGGAAUGAACAGCCAAUUUUAUUCUGGUGACAUCGUCUGGACUCCUGUCACCCGGGAAAUGUACUGGCAGGUUGCCAUCGAUGAGUUUCUCGUUGGGAACCAGCCCACCGGCUUGUGCUCCCAGGGCUGCCAGGCCAUUGUGGACACAGGGACCUACGUGCUGGCUGUGCCCCAGCAGUACAUGAACUCCUUCCUGCAGGCCACAGGAGCCGAGGUGUCUCAGUACGGUGAUUUUGUGGUCAACUGCAACUCCAUACAGAGCAUGCCCACCAUCACCUUCGUCAUCAGCGGGUCUCCUUUACCUCUGCCUCCCUCUGCCUAUGUCCUCAACAACAAUGGCUACUGCACCCUUGGGAUUGAGGCCACCUACCUGCCCUCCCCCAGUGGGCAGCCCCUGUGGACUCUGGGAGAUGUCUUCCUCAAGGAAUAUUACACUAUCUAUGACAUGGGCAACAAUAGAAUGGGCUUUGCCCUCUCUGUCUAGACAGGUGAGAGGCAGCUGUCUCCACCCUCACUGCAGGACUCUGGGAUUACCCUACAGUUUCUCUGGGCUGACCACAGCAUUUUAGACUAAUCUGACCCUUCUGUGCACUAGAGUCUUACUUCCUGCAACUAAUAAAUCAAGAAUCUCCAAAUGUC